Messenger RNA from Culex quinquefasciatus (southern house mosquito), 555 nucleotides. RefSeq lists its product as uncharacterized. The transcript is spliced from 3 exons. The record is from RefSeq and is a predicted model, not a curated record. NCBI's taxonomy places the organism in Eukaryota, Metazoa, Arthropoda, Insecta, Diptera, Culicidae. Bases 1 to 555 code for a protein of 184 amino acids.
AUGAUUAACGACCCGUAUCUGAGAGUGGUGCGCGAGUUCGAGUUCGGUAUAUACAUUGUACAUGCAGAAUCAUGCAAGCUGCUGUACGCCGAUGACCUCAAAAUCUUCCGGCGAAUUGGCGAUUCUGACGACGUCCGUGCUCUCCAGGAAGACAUCAACGUGCUGCUUCGCUGGUGCGUUCAGAACGGAAUGGAAGUGAACGAGAAAAAGUGCAAGCUGAUCUCGUUCUACAGGAUUCGGAGCCCAAAUCUUGCGGAGUACAACAUGGGCCGAUCCACACUCGAACGCGUUCACUCCAUCGUGGACUUGGGCGUCACGAUUGACUGCAAGAUGGAAUUCAACCAGCACGUCUCCAUCUCCGUGGCCAAAUCGUACGCUAUGCUCGGUUUCCUUCGAAGAAAUGCUGCUGGUUUCACCGACGUGAGGGUCCUCAAAACGCUGUACUUCUCGCUAGUUCGCAGUGUGUUGGAGUACGCCGUACCGGUGUGGGCGCCGUAUUACGCCGUCCAUCAGCAGAAGAUCGAGAGUAUCCAGCGUCGAACAGAGAAGGGCUAA